AAGAGAUAGAUGUCCGUCCAUCUUUCCUUCCAUUCCAAACAUCAAACUCCCUAGCUAGCGUCUUGGUUUCCUUUCCUUUCUCCAAAUAUGGAGUCUCCUAUCAUUCUCAACUUUACAACUUGUCUGAUCUCUUGCUUUUGCAUGCUUUUAUUGUAUGCUUCCACACUGAACCCUGUUUUUGCUUUGAAAAACUGUGACUUUCCGGCAAUCUUCAACUUCGGAGACUCAAAUUCUGAUACCGGUGGAUUAUCUGCUACCCUUAUAACACCGACGCCGCCUUAUGGGGAGACCUAUUUUCACAUGCCCGCCGGAAGGUUCUCAGAUGGCCGGCUUAUGAUCGAUUUCAUGGCAAAGAGUGUCGGUCUCCCGUAUCUGAGCGCAUAUCUUGACUCCUUGGGGACCAACUUCAGGCACGGCGCAAAUUUCGCCACGGCUGCCUCCACAAUCAGACUGCCGGCAAGAAUUAUACCCGGCGGAGGCUUUAGUCCCUUCUACCUCGACAUCCAAUACUCACAAUUUGUGCAGUUCAAAGCCAGAUCACAAAGGCUAAGGGAAAAAGGGGGAAUAUAUGCAAGUUUAAUGCCCAAGAGGGAUUAUUUUCGAAAAGCUUUAUACACAUUCGAUAUCGGUCAGAAUGAUCUUGGUGAGGGAUUCUUUAGUAACAUGACUAUAGAGCAAGUCAAUGCUUCUGUCCCCGAUAUAGUCAACAAGUUCUCUACUAAUGUUAAGAAAAUAUAUGAUUUGGGAGCUAGAUCAUUUUGGAUCCACAACACAGGACCAAUUGGCUGCCUUCCCUAUAUUUUGGCCAAUUUUCUAUCAGCUCAAAGGGACAGCCAUGGCUGUGCCAAGCCCUAUAAUGAUGUAGCUAAAUAUUUCAACUACAAGUUGAAGGAGGCCAUUGUUCAGCUCAGGAUCGAUCUUCCUUUAGCUGCAAUUACACAUGUAGACCUCUACUCUGCCAAGUACUCUCUAUUCAGUGAACCGAAGAAACACGGAUUUGAGCUUCCACUUGUUGCUUGCUGUGGGUAUGGAGGGAAGUACAACUACAGCGAUAGUGUUGGGUGUGGAGGAACAAUCACAGUGAAUGGAAGCCAAAUAUUCGUGGGUUCAUGUGAAAGCCCCUCAGUUAGAGUAAAUUGGGAUGGAAUUCACUACACCGAGGCUGCUAACAAGUUUGUUUUUGACCAAAUUUCAACUGGGGCCUUUUCAGAUCCACCCAUUCCCUUGAAAAUGGCAUGUCAUCAUAUUUGAAAGAGUCAUAUUACUGUCUAAUUGUUAUACGUAUUAAUGUCUAAUAAUUGUAAACCAAGCACGGGCUAUAAUACUCAUUCCAAGAUUAUGAAAAUGAAUAGUGUUUGAAGUA
Messenger RNA from Alnus glutinosa, 1363 nucleotides. Its product is annotated as esterase-like. NCBI's taxonomy places the organism in Eukaryota, Viridiplantae, Streptophyta, Magnoliopsida, Fagales, Betulaceae. The coding region runs from base 88 to 1251 and encodes 387 amino acids. The record is from RefSeq and is a predicted model, not a curated record. Gene Ontology annotation, molecular function: hydrolase activity, acting on ester bonds. The transcript is spliced from 5 exons.